AUGGUGCGUCUCCCCUGCCUUGUCGUCCUGGCCGGCAUGGCCGCCGUUGCGGGUGCCGCUACCCACCCGCCCGUAGCGUCGGAUGCUACCUCAUCUCGCGACCUGGUCGAUACGUACAUUGGUCUUGACCCCGAGGAUCGCGGCCAGCUGGACCGUGUGCUCUGCCAGGUCUCCGAUCCCAAUCACCCAGACUAUGGGAAUCACCUGUCCCGCGAGGAGGCCAAGGCCCUCCUCCAGCCGCCCCCCGAGGCAUUCCGCUCUGUCAAGCGAUGGCUCCUCGACGAGGGUGUGUCGCCGGAGCACAUCGAGGACAGGGGCCAGUGGGUUCGUGCCCGUGUCCCCGCUCGCGUGAAGUCUGCCACAUCUUCGUCCUCCAGGCGUGGCCUGCCGCUGAGUGAGGCCUCUAUGCCGGAGCAUGUGCGUCGGUACAUCUCCGUGGUUCGACCGAUGGGCACCCCUCCCGACGGUCAGAGAAAAGCCAAGAGCUUCUCUUCCAGUCUGGCUGCCAGGCGAAAGGUCGACGCCCCCAUGUUCGCUGAACGCGCCUUUUCGGUCGAAGUCAAUCUGACAGCCUGCGUCGAGACACUCACCCCGGCCUGUAUCCGCGCCAUCUACUACAUGGACGAACCACCUGCAGAGACGCAUCCCAAGGGGCUCUUUGGCGUCCCGGGCUUCCUCGAGCAGACAGUGCAGUUUGACGAUUUCGACGAGUUCAAUCACCUUUAUGCGCCCUAUGUUAAGUCCAACAUCACCGUGGAGCUGGUCAAUGGCGGAGUGAACCCCCAGGGAAACUAUGCCAGCGGCGAGGCCAACAUGGACAUCCAGUACGCCGUAGCCAUGGCGUAUGACGUACCGGUUCAGUUCAUCUCCGUGGGAGGCGGUCUCUGGGACUUCAACCCCGAUCUUGACAUUCCCGAGGCGACAGACACCGACUAUGUCGAGCCGUACCUCGAGUUUGCAGAGUACCUCCUCGAUCUGCCGGACGAAAAGCUGCCGCAGGUAAUCUCCAUCUCGUACGGGAUGAACGAGCAGGUCAUGCCUCGCGAGAACGCCCUCAAGACUUGUGAGAUGUUUGGCCAGCUGGGAACCCGCGGCGUGUCCAUCCUGGUGGCGUCUGGGGACGUCGGCCCUGGUGCGGGGUGCCAGUCAAAUGACGGUACCAACACCACCAUCUUCAUCGCCCAGUUCCCUGCAUCAUGCCCUUACGUCACGGCCGUGGGUGCCACAGAAGGUAACUCUCCGGAGACAGCCGUCUACUUCACCGGUGGAGGCUUCUCCAACCUCUGGGCCCGACCUGCGUGGCAGGACGAUGUCGUGAAAUCGUACCUCGAUGUCCACGGCCAGGAGUGGAGUGCCUACUACAACUCGAGUGGCAGGGCGUACCCCGACGUGGCGGCCUUUGGACUGGGCCACAAGACUGUGAACCAUGGCGAGGUCGAAGACGGCGGCGGCACCAGUGCCUCGACGCCCGUGGUCGCGGCUAUCGUUGCCCGGCUGAACAACGAACGGUUCCUCCGCGGCCAGCCGGCCCUGGGCUUCCUAAACCCCUGGAUCUACGGCAAGGGAAAGGCGGGAUUUACCGACAUUGUUGCCGGCUCGUCGGUGGGCUGCGAAGGGACAAGCCGAGCAAAUCUACCUGCGCCCGCCAUCCCCGGUGCUGGAUUUGCUGCUGUCGAGGGAUGGGAUCCUGCUACUGGCGUGGGAACGCCGCGAUAUGACCAGCUCAAGGAGAUUGCACUUGAGGGUCAUCCCAAGGCUCAGCACCUCUGCGUCCUCGUCCACGGUCUCUGGGGUAACCCCGAUCACCUGAAUAAUAUCGCCAAGAAUCUCCGCGCAAAGUACGGCCGCGACGAGCUGUACCUGUUGCUGGCCAAGCGCAACACCGGAAGUUUCACGUACGAUGGCAUCGAGCGCGGCGGCGAGCGGGUAUGCGCAGAGCUUGAGGAGGAGAUCAGGCUGAUCGAGGCGCAGGGCGGCAAAAUCACCAAGCUGAGCAUCAUUGGCUAUUCGCUCGGCGGGCUGGUGUCUAGAUAUGCCGUCGGGCUACUGCACGCUAAGGGGUUCCUAGAUAAGGUCGAGUGUAUGAACUUUACCACCUUUGCGACCCCUCACCUCGGUGUGCGCACCCCCCUCAAGGGCUGGCACAACCACAUAUGGAACGUCAUGGGGGCCCGCACGCUGGCCAUGUCGGGCCGCCAGCUCUUCAUGAUCGACAAGUUCCGCGACACGGAACGACCGCUGCUGGCCAUUCUGGCCGACCCGAAAUCCAUCUUCAUGUCCGGGCUGCGCCGGUUCAGGCGCCACACGCUGUACACCAACAUCGUCAACGACCGAAGCGCAGUGUACUACACGACUGCCAUUGAGAAGACGGACAUCUACAAGAACCCCGAAACGCUCAAGUUGCGUUACGUCCCCGGAUGUGAACCCGUCAUCAUCGACAUGGCCAGCCCGGUGGUCCCCCUCCCGGAGUCGAAGACGGCCGCCACGACGUGGGAGUCUGGCCUCUACGCAAUCAAGAUGCUCCCCUUUGCCCUGAAACUCAUCUUCUUCAUGCCCGUCGGCGUGGUGGCUUUCCUGAUCAACUCGGUCAUCCAGACGGUGCGCAGCUCCAACCGCGUCCGUCUGCACGAGGGUGGGAAGGCGGGCAUCAACGUUGACGAGUACCGCUUCCCUCUGCUCAUAAAGGGUCUGCGCGACGAAGUCCAGCAGGCCUUUGAGGCGCUCAACAACUCACAGGACAACGAGUACCUGGCCAUCGACGACGACGAGGUCGACGAUGACGCCGCCGACGCCCAGGCCACGGCGGAGGAGCAGCUGUCGCGCAUGAGAAAGGAACGUAGGAUGUCGAUCCCGACUCAGCCUACGCUGGCGCUCACGGCUGCCCAGUUCCACGCCAUCGACUCGCUGAACACUCUCGGCUGGAGAAAGUACCCCGUGUGGAUACACCGUAACGCGCACUCGCACGCGGCCUUGAUUGUACGGAUGGACCGGGAGACGUUUGCUGAGGGAUGGAUCGUCCUUAACCACUUUGUUGAAUCUGAGUUUUUGGUCUAG
Molecule: messenger RNA, 3054 nt
Organism: Geosmithia morbida
Lineage: Eukaryota; Fungi; Ascomycota; Sordariomycetes; Hypocreales; Bionectriaceae
Product: putative serine esterase (DUF676)
Exons: 8
Coding region: 1-3054 (1017 amino acids)
Biological process (GO): proteolysis
Molecular function (GO): serine-type endopeptidase activity; tripeptidyl-peptidase activity
Source: RefSeq, a predicted model, not a curated record